GAGAAAAGAACCAGCAUGCUCCUCAGAAAUAAUUUGGAUUGUCAAGAAUUCAUGAUGAUGAGCUGGCUUUUUCCUCUUUUAUUUAUCUCUGUUCUGUGUAUGAACAGCUUCUCGGGAGUGCAGGGAAAGAAAUGGAAAGGUGAAGGUACUACUCAAAACCUGGAAAGUAUUGUCAUUGGAAGAUGUUAUAAUUAUAUAAGAAUUGUGAACCCUGCUGUUGGUGAGAAGAAUUGUUCACAGAUAUGGGAAGCAUUUAAAAAUGCAUUUAUUUACAAGGAUCCUUGCAACAUUCUACCUAAGGAUUAUGAAUUAUUUAUCAAUCUCACAUUGCACACAAUUCCACCUAACAAGUCUCUUUUCUGGGAAAAUAAUCAGCUACUAGUCAAUAGCUUUGCUGACAGAGGACGUCGCUACAUGUCUCUGGGUGAUACUCUGUUUGGCUUCGUUGGAGAUUUUCUGAACUGGUGUGGGCAGGCAGACAGCCCUGGACUGGACUAUGAAUCCUGCCCAACCACAUUGGAAUGUGAGAACAAUGCAGUGGAAUCUUUCUGGAGGAUGGCCUCAAUCACUUAUGCACAGCACAGUUCUGGGGUGAUACAGGUCUUGCUGAAUGGUUCUGCAGAGGGCGGAGCUUAUCCACAGCCAGGUUUUUUUGCAGAUUAUGAAAUACCUAAUCUCCAGAAAGGCAAAAUCUCACAAAUUUUCAUUUGGGUUGUGGAUGAUCUUGAAGGACCAGAUCUAGAUUCCUGUGGAAUUCAGAGUGUAAAGACAUUAGAAACCAGGCUGAAAACUCUUGGUUAUGAUGUUACUUGCACUGACAAUAACAAGUCUGUAAUGUUCUUACUCUGUCUGGAUAAUCCUGAUAAUUCUAAGUGUGCCCUUGCAUCCACAUGCAAAUUUUUGUUUGUUAAUAUCUGUGUGAUACUGCAAUGAUAAAUUCUGCUAUGAAAGUCCUGAUACGCUAUCCCUGAUUAUGGCAGCAGAGAGGUGCAGCUCCAGCUUGCCUGCCUCUGGGAGGGGGUGUAGUGCUUCAUGCAUUACAGAAAAGGAGGUGGGUAUCACCUUCUGUAACACAUGUCCAGUUUUUGGUACACGCUUACAGAGACAGUGAGUAUUCCCUCUUCAUGCUGGUCACUGAAAACUUUUAGUCACCUUGCCUUGUAACAUUUAUUCUCACAUGCAAAUUAUAUCCUGACCCCAGCAUAUAAAUGUUAGUGAAAAUGGUGGGCUUAUAGAUACCACUGAUGGCUCCAGACUUCUUCUGGGCAGUAGAUCAUAGAACAGACUUCCUGUUAGGGCUUUGAUUGGUUACAAAAUGCCACUUGCACAGUGGGUAAAAAUAGGGUUUCCUUGUUCUGCCAUUGAAUGGCAAGGCUUUUGUUCAUGACAGAUGAAAAUACAGCUAUCCCUUUCAAAAUAAUAGCUGUGAACAUAGUGACAAUAUUUGCAAACUGGAAGAAAAAGCACUUCACAACACUUUGAAAAAUACAAUGUUGUACUGAGCUCUUAACAGAAGAUUUUUUUCCUCUCCCAGGUUUUAAAUAAUUUUCCUCAAAGUUUUGUGAUGUGGGUAUGUUACUCAGCUGAGGAAACCUGGAUAAGAAGGCUUUUGGAAACCAUUCAUGUGUUUUUCCUUUCAGCUAAGGGGUGAGCAUGCAGUUCUGCAGUAUUGCCACAUGGCGUUUGCAGUGUGUAAGCAGGGGAGCAGCCACCCCUUCCUUUCCAUCCAAGUCACUACUUACUCAAAGUAACAUAAUCCCUGCUGUAUUUGAAACACACUCUCACACUCUCCUGGGGUAACUCCUGAGCAAUUCAGCUGUUCUCAUUCACAUGUCUCUCCUUAGGAAAAGUUUUCUUGCUUGUUUCCCUCAUGAGCACUGUAUUCCAUCCUUUAUGCAUGGCACUGUAAUAAGUUUGAAUAAUUUCACAUCUAUCCCAAAUCACAGUAGAACUUCCCAGUAGAAUCUGAAUGCAAAACUAUCAUUUCCUCUCCCUGAAAUUUAAGUAACUUAAAUACUACAAGCCAAUGAAUACUUACAUUCUUCCCAAAAUCACUUAAUUCUCUGCAGUAAAUAACACCACCUCCAUUGAAACUAGCUGUCUUUUCAGAAAGAACCUUAAGCAGAUGCAUAUAAAUGAUUUGAUGAUUAUCUUCUUAGGUACCUUUUCUGUGUGGAUGGAUCCCUGUUCUGUGAUGGUCCAUUCACUGCCAUGGGGGCAGUUUGGUCAGUAGGGGUAUCACUAAUUGGAGUGGGUAUCUGUUCAGAAAAGUUUCCUUUGCACAGUAGGUGUUCUCAGUGUUCAUACUUCAUAGUAAACAGUGCAACAGACACACAGGGUCUCAUGCAUCCCCUUUCACGUGGGCUGUGUGCUAUUAAAGGGGUGAUAGCUGGCCUCUCAGCCUCCAGGGAAAAAUAUCCUGAGCCCAAAAAUAUCAGAGUUGGACAAAGUGACUUUUUAUGUCACCACAACUCCUGUUACACUGGCAUAGCAAAGGAGAGGUCUACUACCUGGGUCAGGGUAGGAGAAGGAUGGCUUAGAAGGUGCUGUGAUGUACUUGGGGCUUCUUGCAUGGUGGUGGUGGCCCUUAACUCCUCUCCAGACUUGAACAAUGUUCCUGCUGAGUCAAAUUUGGACUUUUGCUUGUUAAGGUGACACCCUGAUAUUAGGAAAAAACUUGUAAGUGAAAAAUACCCACUAGAUGGCAGAGAUGGCUUACAAAUGUAAGCAGGAAGGAAGCCAGAUGCAAGCUUAGUAGUGGUAUUUAUUUCUUGCAUUAUUGCAAUGACAGGGAGACGUAGAAGUGGAUCUGAAUACUACUGCACCAAGUGCUGUGAAAAUACAGUCCUCCAGGACCGCUGCUGUCUACAAGAGCACUAUAAAAUCACAAGCGUAAGGCCAGAGACAGCAAAUGGAUAUGGGGAGACAAGAAAGCUCUUGUGCUAAGGUAGAAAGAGUUCCCAGGGUUUUGCAAGGAUGUUCUGUUUAUAGAAUCAUGACAGCCAAAGGGAAUCUGUUGGCAGGCUCAUAUAAAAAAAACUUCUAGCUUAGCACUUGGGCCACAAACUUCACCCUUGGCAACAAAACCCCUGAUAUUUAAAAGAAUCCUAACUCAGCUUUGUGCUGUGAACAUCCUGUUUGUUUUCUUUUCUUCAGAUCUGCACCAGCAGUACAAAGAGGACCUAUAUCUUCAGACAGAGGAGGCAGCUGGAACAAGCUCAUGUUUGUUUCUUUUGCAGGCUUUUUGUUCAGAUUUGCUUUAGUGUACUAAGUUAAUCAACUGAAUCCAUAACCUCUGUUUGCCUUAGCUGGCUAUAAAUUUGGCUUCAACUAAUUUCUAACAUCAGUUUCCCCCUACUUUUGGGACUGGCAAACUUGCAUAUUAAAACCUUACAUACUAGAUACUGGCUUCUUUUAAUAUCAAAAAUUAUCCCACUGCUGCUAGGAAGCCUCACCCUUCAUUUUAUUUUCUCUUCUGGAAGAAGUUCAUUGCUAUUUCCUCUUAUCUUUAUUCUCCAGAACUAAACUAAGAAUAAUACUUCCUGUUCACAUACUUCAGAAAGAAAAAUGAUACUAUGCCUGUCAUACAUCACCCACAGGGAUUACUUGUUUGUAAAACCAUCCUAACAUCUGACCUUGGGAACCAAGUGACUGAUUAUCUUGUUUUGGGAAGGUGAAACAUAAAUUCAAGUGGGAGAGAUCUUAGAUUGCUCACUUGAUACAAGAUGAAAUAGGUAAGACAGUGGAAAAUAAACUUAUUUUCAUAAGUGGUCCAGUACUUGGGCCAAACUUAAACUAGGGUACAGCAAGAUUCUGGCUGCAUACUUGCACACAAUAUUUUACCAUGUAAUAUCUAUUGCUUCAUCAUCCACACAGCUGUUCCUCAGCUGGCUGUUUCCUGGACACUGGAUAGCAAAUAGUCAGAAAUACCAGGUCUAGAAAGUUCCACAGUUUUUCCACCAUGAUGUGAUUUAUGGUAUAUCAAAUUCAGAGAAGAACCUGCCAAGUCAGACAUUGGCCUGCUUGCAGCGAACUCGGAUAACAGGGUUCAGAACACACGGAGGAGAGAACAGAUGCCAUCCUGAAGGUUUCUUGGGUUACUUGUGUGAAUUCCAGUGCUCCAACUAGAUGCUCCUCUAAACCACCAAGACAUCCAGCAAGAUGGCACAUAAAUCUCCAGAAAAAAAUGGUCAUUCUACUAGAGAAUAACUUCAUGUACAUAUUUUUUGCACAUUUUGUGUUAGCUUCUGUAUUAUUUAUUUGUGUUUGUAUUGACUGGUUGCCAGAAAACUUAGAGAGGAUAUUCUGUUAUCUCAGUGAAUCUGAUUAAAGGGUCCACAAUAGAUUUAUAUCCUUUCAAUCCCUGAUUAUGUUAUAUGUUUGAAAGAUAAAAUAUUUAAAUUACGUUACA
Parus major (Great Tit) is the source of this 4411-nucleotide messenger RNA. Its product is annotated as ADP-ribosyl cyclase/cyclic ADP-ribose hydrolase 2-like. The transcript is spliced from 10 exons. Gene Ontology annotation, molecular function: NAD+ nucleosidase activity; phosphorus-oxygen lyase activity. Gene Ontology annotation, biological process: positive regulation of B cell proliferation. The coding region runs from base 16 to 933 and encodes 305 amino acids. Gene Ontology annotation, cellular component: plasma membrane. The record is from RefSeq and is a predicted model, not a curated record. Lineage: Eukaryota; Metazoa; Chordata; Aves; Passeriformes; Paridae.